GCUCUCCCAUCAUUGCUGCUGCACAAGCGCUGAGAGCUUGGACGCGUCUUCUGACACCCCCUCUUCCCCAAGGACUACUUUACCAUCCUCAAUCCCGCCCCCGAGUCCCAAUGGUUACCAUGGCGUCGAACGGGCUGGCAGUGGCGGUUCCCCAGAACUACGUCGAGAAUGGAAGGCUCUAUCACGGUUACCGGCGAGGCAUUUACAUGUAUCCUUGCGACGAGCAAGAAAAGGAUCGCAUGGACAUCUACCACAAGCUCUUCCUCGUCGCGCGCCGCGAAGCUUUGCAUCAUGCCCCCCUGAUGGCAAACUACCAACCGCGCAUUCUGGACGUCGGUUGCGGGACCGGUAUAUGGGCCAUUGACAUAGCCGACAAAUAUCUCGAAGCAGAGGUUCUGGGUCUGGAUUUGGUCAACAUUCAACCCGACAAAAUUCCCCCCAAUCUUCGCUUUCGCGUCCCACGCGACUACGAAAGCCCCUGGUCUCUCGGUGAAGACUCGUGGGACCUGAUACACUUGCGCAUGGCCUGCGGUAGCGUCUCAAGUUGGCCCGAACUGUACCAGAAGAUCUUUGCCCACCUAAAACCAGGCUACGGAUGGAUCGAACAGGUCGAGAUCGACAUACAACCGCGUUGUGACGACAAUACCCUCUCACCCGACUCGCCGUUGGUGAAAUGGUAUGAAUACCUCGCCGACGCAACGGAGCGUGCCUCCCGACCGAUCGCAUACAAUCACAAUACGCGCCAAAUGCUGCAGGCGUCUGGUUUCAUCGACAUUCAGGAGACCAUCAUCCGCGCCCCGUACAACAGUUGGCCGGCGGAUCCACACCAGAAAGAGAUUGGGCGGUGGUACAACCUGGGCAUUAGCGAGGGCCUGGAGGCGCUCAGCCUGGCACCGUUGACAAGGGUGUACCGCUGGGACGCGCAGCAGCACGUCAGGCCUCUCUGCGAGGCGGCCGUUAGGCAAAUAAUGUCGAGGAAAAUCCAUGCGUACAACAACAUACAUAUCUGGACGGCGCGGAGGCCCGGGCAUUGAUGCGUUUUGCUAUGCAUCUAACGAAUUGACGACCGCAACAGUAAUAACUAAUGUACUAUGGCAUUGCUUUCGGCUUCGGAAUGUUUUCAGUACAGCGAUUCCGCCGCCAAGUCCCUUUUUCGGCCAAAUCGAUAUUCUUGGAGGAAUGAGAUGCUGACGGCAGCGGCAAAAAACGGCGCAUUCCAGCGUCCCAAGAAGCUCCUCUUGCCCGAUGCCGCGGAAUCGGCGGGCCCGAUUCCGCUGGUGGCCUUCCCGAAGCUUUUUCCUGGUCAUCUGGUCUACAGAAAAAAAUAAAAAAGCUCAGCAUGAUGGUACAGCGUGCAAGCGGGCGUUUUCAGGAGCAC
Messenger RNA from Aplosporella prunicola CBS 121167, 1378 nucleotides. RefSeq lists its product as uncharacterized. The transcript is spliced from 8 exons. Gene Ontology annotation, molecular function: methyltransferase activity. The coding region runs from base 111 to 1034 and encodes 307 amino acids. The record is from RefSeq and is a predicted model, not a curated record. Lineage: Eukaryota; Fungi; Ascomycota; Dothideomycetes; Botryosphaeriales; Aplosporellaceae.